UGCUGCUAGUAUGACGUGUAAUCUAGUGGACGGAACGCUUCUUUCAACAGCAGCAAGUUAGUCAGCCAACUCGGUAGCUUGCUAGCCAAAAUAGCCGAACCAAUAAAGCUCUUUAGACGCUUUAGUGUAUAUUAGCCACUGUGUUUUAAACCCACUUCUGUCGUCUAGUUAGUUAUCCGAUUUAAUUUCAUAUUUACGGUGUUGUUGUUAUUAGUCAGCUAGCGGGCUGGUUAAGUUAGCAUUAUCAUAGCUAGCUAACAUCCCCGACCAUGAGUUCACUAAGCUACUCUCCUCCUGUUAAAGAAGAAGGGGUUUGCUGGACGGAGAAAGAUGCACUGGGGCUGAACAUUGUCGUGAAAGAGGAGGAGGAAGAAGUGUCUGUUAUCGUCCAAAACGAAGUUGGGGGUGAGGCUGUUACCGUGAAAGAAGAGGAAGACGCAUUCCGAGUGAAAGAAGAGGAGGAUGAGAAAGAGGAGGAUGCAGUGAAGGAGGAGAGAGAGAUAACUGUCACAUUGAAAGAGGAGAAGGAGGAACAAGAAGAGGAGGAGAGAGAAGAUCUGAUUAACACCAGAAAGAGAAGUGACUAUUUUGAAUCUUCUGGGGGGCCUCAACAACAUCAUGAAGCUGACGAGGCAGAGAAGAGUCUCUCCACAUCAGGACACCUCAAGAAACACCAUCAGAGACACACAGGGAAGAAAUCUCAUUGCUGCUCUCACUGUGGGAAACGUUGCAAAUCUUCAUCAGAACUUAAAAUACAUCAGCGAGUACACACAGGAGAGAAACCUUAUAGCUGUGAUCAAUGUGGGAAGAGUUUUACUCAUUCAAGUAAUCUGAAAACACACCAGCGGACACACACAGGAGAGAAGCUUCACCACUGUUCAGAUUGUGGGAAAAGCUUUUCAACAUCACAGACUUUGAAGCUACACCAGACAUCACACACAGGAGAGAAAUCUCAUAGCUGUGAUCUGUGUGGGAAAAGUUUUAGUCAAGCUGAUCAACUGAUUAUACACCAGCGAGUACACACAGGAGAGAAACCUUAUAGCUGUAAUCAGUGUGGGAAGCGUUUUACUCAGUCAAGCAGCCUGAAUAGACACCAGAGAACACACACAGGCGAGAAACCUUAUAGCUGUGAUCAAUGUGGGAAAAGCUUUGGUAGAACUUAUUAUCUGACUGAACAUAAGCAAACACACACAGGAGACAAACCUUACCACUGCUCUGACUGUGGGAAGAGCUUUGCUUCCCUAAGAAACCUGACACAACACCAGAGAACACACACAGGAGAGAAGCCUUAUAGCUGUGAUCAAUGUGACAAGAGAUACUCUCAUUCAAGUGGUCUGAUUAAACAUCAGAAAAUACAUGCAGAAGAUCCAACACCAGACCUGGGUAGUAGAACACAGAGUGUGGAAUGACUUCCAACACCAGACCUGUGUAGUAGAACACAGUAUUCAUCAUUCUAUAAGGUUUUUAUAUAGCACAUGCACAGAGCGUUCUACAUCGGACAUUUCUAAAAUGUGAAAAGGAGUUUGCUGGCGUGUGUG
Molecule: messenger RNA, 1538 nt
Organism: Salvelinus fontinalis (brook trout)
Lineage: Eukaryota; Metazoa; Chordata; Actinopteri; Salmoniformes; Salmonidae
Product: zinc finger protein 239-like
Exons: 2
Coding region: 270-1409 (379 amino acids)
Biological process (GO): regulation of transcription by RNA polymerase II
Cellular component (GO): nucleus
Molecular function (GO): RNA polymerase II cis-regulatory region sequence-specific DNA binding; DNA-binding transcription factor activity, RNA polymerase II-specific
Source: RefSeq, a predicted model, not a curated record